Molecule: messenger RNA, 2839 nt
Organism: Anopheles moucheti
Lineage: Eukaryota; Metazoa; Arthropoda; Insecta; Diptera; Culicidae
Gene: Sb
Product: serine proteinase stubble
Exons: 8
Coding region: 18-1970 (650 amino acids)
Biological process (GO): proteolysis
Molecular function (GO): serine-type endopeptidase activity
Source: RefSeq, a predicted model, not a curated record
CGUACCAUUGUGCUAUCAUGGCUUUUCUCUUUACCCUUUCUAUUGCAGAUCUAAACAUCUCCACCAUGUGGAGUCGAUGGAAGGCAUCGAUUCUACUGUUAACGGCCUUCUGUUGGAUUGCUGAGCAUACGCCGACGGUGGCGGGUGUGGCCGGAGUGGCUGCCGGUUCUAGUCACAACUACAAGAUCAACCCGAAGCCCUGCUCAGUGAACGGUCUCGAGGGUACCUGCAUGUUCGUCUGGGAAUGCAUCAAAUCCGAGGGUCAGCACGUGGGCAUGUGCAUGGAUCAGUUCAUGUUCGGGUCCUGCUGUUCGCACAAUCUGACCGAAAAUGUGAUACCACAGAACUACCAGCAGACGUUGCUGGGCUACCGGCCGAAGCCAACGUCAUCGCCGUCCGGUGGCAAGUAUAAACCACCAAGGCCAAGUACUUUUGUUAGCAGUAAUGGCUACACCACCAUCUAUCGGCCGAAUGGCAGUGGCACGCUGGUGAUACGACCGUCCCACAACCAUCACCAGCAGUCACAUCCACAUCACACAUAUCAUCACAGCAAGCCAGGCAAUGGCGUUAGUAGUUCCAGUAGUAGUUCCGCUAGCAAUGGUGGCACGUUCGUCACCGGCAGCAAUCACUUUAGUCAAAAGCCUACAGAGGGCACUGUAAAUAAACAUUCUACCUUAUCGACGCUAGUACAGCAGCAAUCGGGACCGGUGGACCAGGAGAUGGCAGCCAGUGCAGCGACGGGCGUCUUUACCACCCACUGGCAGGCCACGACGGAGCCAAGUUUCAUUACGCGGACGAAACCGCCGAAACCAAACAAACCGUCGAAGAAACCGAUCCUGUCCAUCUCGAACAACAUUCAAAGCACCGUGCUGAAACCAAAACCAUCGGCAAAGCCGACCAAGCAAAGUACUACUAGUACAAGCACUAGUACCACCACCACCACGACGACAACGACGACCACCACUACGACACCGAGGCCUACUACAAGCAGAACCACGUCAACGUCCAGUACCACCACGACCACCAGCACUACUACCACGGCCAAGCCCACGACCACCAUUGCUUCCAGCAGCUCAACAGGUUCACAACUGCUCGCAGCAUCCCCAUCUGUGAUUGACGUCGACGAUGCCGCACCGUCCAUUUCAUCGUACACAACGGCACCGGGCCGAUAUACAAUUUCCGCAGCAAGAAACGCUGAAUGCGGCAUACAAACGAUGGGCCGCCCGGAGACAAGGAUCGUCGGUGGCAAAAAUGCUCCGUUCGGGCGCUGGCCAUGGCAGGUGUCAGUGCGACGAACGUCAUUUUUCGGAUUCUCGAGUACCCAUCGGUGCGGGGGCGCUGUCAUAAAUGACAACUGGAUAGCCACGGCGGGCCAUUGUGUCGAUGACCUUUUAACGUCGCAGAUUCGAAUACGAGUUGGCGAGUACGACUUCUCGCACGUGCAGGAACAACUGCCAUACAUCGAGCGGGGAGUCGCACGGAAGGUGGUCCAUCCGAAAUAUAACUUCUUCACGUACGAGUUCGAUCUGGCGCUGGUCAAGCUGGAGCAACCGCUCGUAUUUGCGCCCCACAUCAGUCCCAUCUGCUUGCCGGCGACGGACGAUCUGCUGAUCGGCGAGAACGCGACCGUUACCGGUUGGGGUCGCUUGAGCGAAGGCGGCACAUUGCCAUCCGUGCUGCAGGAGGUGUCCGUUCCGAUCGUAAGCAACGACCGGUGCAAGUCGAUGUUUCUGCGCGCCGGCCGACACGAGUUCAUACCGGACAUUUUCCUUUGCGCCGGCCACGAAACGGGCGGGCAGGACUCGUGCCAGGGAGAUUCGGGCGGUCCACUGCAGGUGAAAGGCAAGGAUGGGCACUACUUCCUAGCGGGCAUCAUAUCGUGGGGCAUUGGCUGUGCGGAAGCGAACCUGCCGGGUGUUUGUACGCGAAUAUCGAAGUUUGUGCCGUGGAUCAUGGAAACCGUUCUGUGAUAAUCACGCAGCGUUGAACCGAUGCCGACGGACAAUGUGGGAACAAAAACCAAGCAGCGAGAAGUGCAACGAGUCUUGAGUCGGUGGGUCGUACAUUUGGAGCGGCGUGAGAGUGAAACAAAAGCGCAUAAAACAAUCGAAACGGUGUGUGUAUAUAGCAUUGAUAAAGUAAGUUGAUCAUCAAACACCAAACAAGGGCGCUGAUGAAACGAGAGAAUGAGAGGUUCAUUAACAUUAAGAAGCUUUAUUUAAAAAAAUAUUCACUACUAUGCGCGCACAGGCGUCAAACAGAACAUUCAACUUAGGUGAAAUACUGACAGAAUCGAGUAGAAAAUUAAGCCCUUGUAACAACGCUUAAAACCCAUAAACUGCCGAGCAAAAGCACUCACAGCAAAUUAAACAACCGAAAGAAGCAACAAGGGUAGGGAAAUUGCAAGCGAAACAAACAUGUAAAUAUGACCGAGCGCUUUGCUAGAAGACUUAAAGGAAGGGUGCUACCGUCAAAGCGGUACGCAACUUGUGUAUGGUUUCGAGAGAAAAGUAAAACUAUUUGUCAGUGUAAAUAGAGUCCUCAGCGAAAGGGUAACAUAAACGAAUAACCAUCAAUAUAGGAAUAGGCGAUACGGAGAAAGAAACGUAAAAUGAAUUUGUACAUACCGAUUUGCGCGUGAUUAACUAGCCAGAAUGAAGUAACGAAUGUUUGGCCAAUCGCUUAUACUUGGUCCACAGUGUCCGCCCUAAUUAUGUUCAUUAAUAUUAUUAUUUUAUUAUGGCGGCUUUUUUUUUGUUUAUCUUGCAAUUUACAAACGUUAUUAGUGAUCGUGUUCGCAAUGGCAUUCCUGUUAAUAGCUGAUUAUUAUUCCUUCACA